UAGACACAAGCCUACACCAGUAAUUGUUGCGCAUAGCGCCACAGUGGCUAUCUAAAUAUUGAACAAUGUUCGUCGCCUACCUAGCCUUUUCUUGCACACUUCGGGAAGCAGAAUGGGACGUCUCCAGCGUCAUUUAGGCUGAGUGAUAUCCAAAGAUAGUCGUUAGUACCGAGGAUUGCUGAGCUUUGCGGGUCCUUGCAAAGUCUUAACUUGCCGGGAGGAAAGCGGAGACGGGGACAAGCAGGCCAGAACAAUGUCAGAACUAAGAACGUCAACUGCCCGCAAGGCUGCCACGCUCAAUUCAGCUUUGACGGCGGCCAAGUCCAAUGUGGUUCAGCAAGCCAAGCUGAUGGACUCGGCGGGCACUGCCUGGCACGCUGUGAAAUAUGGGAACCUUGAGAUGAUAACACGGCUCUUCCCGAGCCAGUGCAAUGUCUACAGCAAGGGGCCGGUGGGGGAGAACGUGUUUCACAUCGCGAUGCUCCUCAACACGCCAUCCACGCUGGCAAUUGCAAAAUACCUGGUUAAGCUGUACGGGAAAACCCUUGUGAACACGCCGUACCAAGAGCGGAAAUCAGAGGCGGACCCGCCAGGCCAGUACGAGGGCGAAACCGCGCUGCACAUCGCCAUCGUCAACCACGACUUCGACAUGGUCAAGUUCCUGGUGCAAAACGGCGCGGAUGUACGAGCCCGUGCGUACGGCUCCUUCUUCCAGCCGGGCAGUGCCGUGUACUACGGCGAGUAUCCGCUGAGCUUCGCGGCCUGUACGGGACAAAAAGACAUUGUGUCGUACCUUAAACGCCACGGCGCGCGGGUUAACCACGACAGGGACCAGUGGGGCAACACCGCGCUGCACAUGUGUGUCACGCACGACCAGCCCGACAUGUACGACCACCUGGUGGAGUACUGCGGGGCCUCGGAGCACGUGCAGAACAACAGGUCGCAGACCCCCCUCCUGCUGGCCGCCUCCCUGGGCAAAGUGGAGAUGCUGCAGCACAUCUACAACAAGCGCCGCCGGGUGGCCUGGGCGUACGGCCCCGUCACGUCGUACAGCCUCAGCCUGCGGGAGAUCGACACGACACAAAACCCGGGGGAGUACGUGCCCUCCGCCAUCGAAACCCUGGUGCGGAAGGGGCAUCUGGAGGUGCUGGGGGACCCGCUGGUGCAGACGCUGCUGCAGACCAAGUGGCAGCGCUUCGGGCAGACCAUAUUCCUGGUGCAGGUGACUGCCUACCUGGUGUGGGUGGUGUCGCAGACCUUCCUCGUGUGGCUGCACGCGGAUGAGCGGCUGUGGAACGGCAGCGCGCGUUUCGCCAUGGAGGUGAUUGGCGUGGUACUGGGCGGCGGCUUCUUCCUCAUGGAGCUCCUGGACUUUGCGCAGUGGAGCGUGGGGGUGUACCGCCGGCGGAAGCUCAUGAAGGCGGCGUCAAAGUACCGACCGCCGCUGUACCCCAUACCGGGCGAGAGGCUGGAGGCGGUAAACACGCAGAAGUCCAACUUCCUGUCGCGCCUCAUCGCCAGCAACCGCAACCCCCAGGCGGUUGCAGAGGCAUGGGAGCACUCGGGGCGGGCCAUGCACCAGGCCGCCAGCAGCAGCGGGGGCGGUAGCAGCGGCUGCGGAGGCGGGGGCGGUAGCAGCGGCGGCGGAGGCGGGAGGGAUGAGGAGGUUGCGGCUGGAGCAAGCGGGGGCUGCGGAGGCGAUAACGCCAUUGCCGCCGCUGCAGCCGGACCUGAGUCUGUUCCAGUAACGGCAGCAGCAGCGGCAGCUGCAGCCCUUCCGUUGGCGCACAUAGCCGAGGGCGGCGAGGAAGGUACCUUCACAGGUACCGGUGACGGCGGCGACGGCUGCAGCGGGGAUGGGGACAGGAACGGGGGUUGUUGGCAUCAGCCCGCUGCCACAUGCCGUGGCAGCAGCGGCAGCAACGCGGGGCCGGUCGCGGAGGGCAUGGAGACGCCCCCCCUAGGCGGUGCCGCUGCCGCCGCCAGCUCUCCGUACGCCUCUGGAUCCAAUGCCGUACAGCCUACAGCCGGCAGCAGCAGCGACCCAGGGGUCGGCGGCGCCGGCAUGAACGCCAUGCAACACCUCUACCAGCAACUCGCGCAGGGCAGUGCCGCCGCAAACGGCGGCACCACCGUCGCUGCCAGCCUGGCCGCCCUCCAACAACAAGUCGCCGCGUUGCAGCAAAUGCGUAUCGCAGCCACUGCAGCCGCCGCCGCAGGCGGCGCAGGACCUUACUCGGCCACCUCCGCGCCCCUUACUUCCGGCGUGCCUGUUUCCCUGGGUUCUCAUGGGGGCAUGCUGCCCCCGGGUGUUUCGGGCGGGGGUAUGGGCAUGUCAACAGUGCCGGGCAUGAGCUCGUUGUCAGCUGUGGUGGGGCUACCGGAGCCCGUGGAUUUCGUGUCUGUGGGCUUGGGGCCCGGACCCGUGGGUCUGCCGGGGGGACUUGUUGGCGGCAGCAAGCGGACCUUCCCUGGAGCCUCGCAAGGACAGUCCAAGGUAACCUCCAUGCUACGCGCUCCGGACGCGACUCCCAUGCCGGGGCACGAGGGGCGCGACGGCCCGCCAGCCCGCAUGUCCAACCCCUCCGUGACCACCCUAACCCGCGUGCCCUCGCUGGGGGGAUCCGUGGGUGAAGGCGGUGAGAUCCGCAACCGCAUGCGGGGUGGCGGCGGCGACAACGUGGGCGGCUCCUCCAUGCCGCGUGCUGCCACCCGCCGUCAGUCCACCGGCGCGGGACCCGGCAGCGGCGGAGAGCUGGAGCAUGCGGACACCACAGUGCAGGGGGGCGCGGAGGAGGAGGCGCAGCCGGACCGAACACCGCUGGUGGUGCGGCACGUGAGGACGCUGCUUCACGCCUACCGCGGCUACCUGAAGCGCAUGAUGCGCGACCCCAUCCAGUUCGUUCACGUGUUCCACAACACCGCAACCAUGGUGCACUUCGUCAUCUGGGCCGCGCGGUACGGCGGGCAGGGCGGCUCCGGAACCACCAACCUGCGGCUGCUGGAGUUUGAUGAUGUGGUGGUGUCGCUCAUGGUGCUGAGCGGCUGGAUGAGCGUGCUGUACUACUCGCGAGGAUACCAGGCCGUGGGUCAGCUGAUGGUUCUGGUGGAGUUGUGUAGCUGGGAGGUGGUCAAGUUCGUGUGCCUCUACUUCAUCCUCAACAUCGGUUUCACGCUCGCAUUCUACACCUGCUCCAAGGGGGCGACCUCGGUGCUCCUGGGCUCCGAACCCAAGAUAACCUCCCUCGGUACGGCGCUCUUCGACCCCAUGUCCAACAUCGGCUACGGCAUGAUGCAGCUCGUACGGUUCCUGUACGGCGAGGCGGAUUACGACGCGCUGGCAAUCAGCCCCAAACACCGUGUCAAAACCGCCUUUGCCACCAUCUACUUUUUGCUGUACGUUGUGGUGGUGCUGCUGCUGCUGGGGAAUGUGAUGGUCGCCAUGAUUAUGAACGUCUUCUGGAAUGGCUGGGCGGGCGCGGAGAAGCAGUGGCGCCUUCGCUGGGCGCAAUACGUACUCAGGGCCGAGGCGCGCAUGCCCCUCGCCGUACAACAGCACCUCCGGCUGGGGGAAGUGUCGUACGACCCCGUACUGCAGACACGUGUGUACAACCACGUGUUUGAAGUGAUGGAGGAGCGCGAGAAGGAGGAGGAGCGCGAGGCGCAGAUAAAGGCGCUGGAGGCGGCCAUUGACAAGAUCCGAUCUGGGUCCAAGCGUGAGAACAAGCGAGCGUGAGGGAUAAGGGGUGAACGAGGGGGGAGCGGGGCGGCGGGAGUGCAUGAGCGUAAGGUGAUGGGUUGAGGGUGCGGAGGGCUUUGGUUGCGGUUGUGCGUCGGCGGGGUUUGCGGAUGUGCAUGUUGGAGCGAGCGUGAGAAGGGGAGGAUUGCUGCCGGUGUGAUACUGUCUUCUGUAAAUCGUCCAACCGUGGAGCAAGUGGAAGGGUGGGUAACGCGUUAAGCGGCGUACGAACGGGGCCAGGGCUCGCAUUGGGUUGAAUGAAAGGGUCGGGGGGGGACCCUCCCCCGCCUCACUCGUUGUGGCCGAGUGGGAGGUUCCUUGGGAGGGCCCAGGGUGCAAACACUUACUACAGAUUUCAUGGUGUCAAGGAGUACGUUUCGAAAUUGUGCUUUGGGUUUGGUUUCUCGCAAGGUCUGUUUCCUGGUUCAAUUGCUCGAGCCAAGUGCUGCUGGGGUCAAGUGUGAAGCGUGCGGGGCAUUUGAUGCGUGCGGGGCACCGUAGCGCAUGGAACACAUGGACGAGGUCGGGAAGGUUCAAUUGGCCGUACACGUUGCUUUCCGUGUCUGCAUGACGCUCGCCACAAGGCCCUCACCUGCCGUAGUAUAUAGGGGGAAGGGCUCUGUGAGCUGUUUGCAUGGUGCUUUAAUACGUAACUUAUGACCUAACCUGACCUGAAACGAACCCCUAGUGUACAGUGAGCACGGGGUAUGCGCCCGAUUUACUAAGUAUGCAGAGCAUGCCAGAGUAUCGUUGGUGCUCAGUGGGGCUUGUCGUGCCGUUCAGGCAACUCAUGGACUGGUUGAGUGGCCUAGGGCCUUUGACGCGCCACGAGCGGCUUUUGAGCGUCGUGCUCCUCAUGCGGGUAUGUAUAA
Messenger RNA from Astrephomene gubernaculifera, 4611 nucleotides. The record is from the annotation of a GenBank genome assembly. NCBI's taxonomy places the organism in Eukaryota, Viridiplantae, Chlorophyta, Chlorophyceae, Chlamydomonadales, Astrephomenaceae.